AGUCGGACGUGACUAAGCAACGGAGCAAACAGCACACAAUUACACUUGAACCUUGCCUUCAUUCACCAGAUUGUUACUGGACACCUGUUGAGGGCCAGGAGAUCUGCUAAAGGCCAGUCCCUGGGAAUACAAAGUUUAGCCCAGCCCUGUUCAUUCCUCCACACCCUCUGCGGGAUCCUCCCUGUGGACCUGACCAUGCUAGCCCCGCCCCAUCCUUUACAAAUACUCCUGAGGACAGCCAGCGCCUUAGAUUGCCUAUUGCCCCCUGUUCUGCACUCCCAGGUGUUCCUUUUGUCAUUCCCUGUGCCUGCUCCAAAAAGAUGGAGCCACGCCCACAGGGGCACAGCCAUGGCCAUGGGCACCCCCCUGGCCCUGGGCACCCCCCUGGCCCUGGGCACAGCCACGGAGGCAGGCACCCCCCUGGCCCUGGGCACCCCCCUGGCCCUGGGCACCCCCCUGGCCCUGGGCACAGCCACGGAGGCAGGCACCCCCCUGGCCCUGGGCACCCCCCUGGCCCUGGGCACCCCCCUGGCCCUGGGCACCCUCACCCUCCAUGUCCCCACCCUGGAUCAGGGCACUGUCCUGGAAGGGGCCACCCACCUGGGCCCCCUGGGCAUCCCCCCGGCCCACAUCACUGAGGAAGCAGAAGAAACAGGACCCAAGAAUGGGGAGCAUGAUCUAGCAUGGGGCCUGAACCAGAAUCUUCUGUUCCUAAUAAACAGCCUCCUAGAGGCCAUAUUCUACUCUUAAAA
Messenger RNA from Bubalus bubalis (water buffalo), 752 nucleotides. RefSeq lists its product as uncharacterized. The transcript has 5 exons. The record is from RefSeq and is a predicted model, not a curated record. Bases 196 to 750 code for a protein of 184 amino acids. NCBI's taxonomy places the organism in Eukaryota, Metazoa, Chordata, Mammalia, Artiodactyla, Bovidae.